Exophiala spinifera is the source of this 2142-nucleotide messenger RNA. RefSeq lists its product as uncharacterized. The record is from RefSeq and is a predicted model, not a curated record. NCBI's taxonomy places the organism in Eukaryota, Fungi, Ascomycota, Eurotiomycetes, Chaetothyriales, Herpotrichiellaceae. Bases 1 to 2142 code for a protein of 713 amino acids. The transcript is spliced from 4 exons.
AUGUCGUCGAAUGGCACGAGAGAGAACCAAACCCCCAAUCGUCCCAUUGGCCAUAGGCCUAGGGGCGACGACAUCAUCGGCGACAUCUUGCGUGCUAUUGGGAGUGAAGCGGCAGGCAUGCCAGACACGAGUUCUACCAUCAACACCAGCAACUCCGUCCCUGUCGAUCCCACGUCUAACCUUCAAGAUCCAGAGAUUCUAGAGCAAGCUCCGAGAGAUAGCGGACUUCAGACUUCCUCAUCCGACCUCACCACCCUUCCCGACCCAACAUUCUUCGAAGGAAAUUCAACAUUCCACGAGAUCGCACAAGAUGCCGAACUCAUUGCUCGACGCGCUCUCGAGGCGAGUGGCUAUGUUGGUCUACAUGGUAAUGGUAGUCCUGUUCAACCUGACCAGACUUGUCUAUCUGGCGAUCGUCGCGAUUCAAAUCUGGAUACUGUUGGACAUCGAGGAGGGCGAGCUGAUUCUAGAGGACCUCGUUCAUUAUAUCCUGAGGUGGGAGUUUCUGGGUACGAUGACCGUGGUGUCAACCCGAGCGGUGGCCCAGAUAUGGCUCAACGCGGUCUUCAUAAUAUGGGCUCUGAUCAUGAGGUUGUGCCAUCCGAUGUUUCGAUCAUGGAGUCAAAUCGUCAACAUCUUCUUGGAUUGCUUGAUCCUCGAAACAGUUUUCAUGAUGCUGCAGCCUCUGAUCAUCUACAUCCUGGCUCGUCCGGAAGAAGUGGCAGGAAUGGAACCACCGAGACAUUGGGCCUUUAUGGAUCAGGAAAUGGAACAACCCAGACAUCAGGACGAGACGGAUCUGGAAGUGGAACAACCAACAGACCAGGCUUCUAUGGAUUUGGAAGUGGAACAACUCAUACACCGAGUAUUCAUGGAUCCGGAACUGGACCAAAUUGUACAUCAGGCCUUUAUGGAAGAACGACAAGCGCGACAAGCAACACAUCAGGAACCUAUGGAUCAGGAACAAGUGGAACAACCAACACACCAAGAUCCUAUGGAUCAAAUGGAAUGAUGCCAGCUGCUUCAUACACUGGACACCGUCUGGACUACCAAGCACCUCCAAGUUAUCACUUUGUUUCCGACCCAGUUGACCUUUCUGCAAUUGACCCGGGCCUGGCACUCGUGGCUGCUUACAAUCGAUCAAACAACCCUGAUGAAGACUAUUCUCAUUUGUACGUCGAUAUCCCUGCACCUGAAGGAAGUGCGUUGAACAAUACCUUUAUGAACAAUCAAGAAGACGAACAACCACAACGACUUGCACCCACUUCCAAUUCCAUUUCCAAUUCCACUUCCACUUCCACUUCCAAUUCCAAUUCCCGCAGCCAGGCUCGUCCAAGAGCUACUAGACGUAAGCGCAAGACAGCUUCAGAUGACAACAGUGAAGCACAACAACAAGACACACACCCAACUCCUGCACCGCGUUCACGCGCUCGCGCUCGCCCUAGCGCUCCUGAUUCUACUGCUGCUGCUUCUUCUUCAGCUCGUCCUCGCGCUCGCGCACCUCGUUCUAGUGCUGCUUCAACUUCAACUCCAAUGGUAUUCAAUGCUUCAAAUGACCCCAUCCUCAACAAUGUCGGAUAUACCAAUGCCAAUGGUGGCUCUGCCCCUGUGUCUGCCCCGGCCUAUGCGCCCGCGCCCGCGCCCGCCGUCCCGGCUCCCGCACCCAACGGAGCGCCAAGUCUCACGGCGUCCCUCAACGACUCAGACAUCCCGUCGACGCACCGACGGCGGCAACCAUCGGUGGUGGACGCCAUGGACCCGUACACGUGCCACCUGUGCUACCACACGUGCCUUCGGGCGUCGACGAUCCGGGAGCACUACCUCCAAAAGCACCCAGAGCUACGGCUGACCAAAAACAAUCUCCACGAGUACGAGCCCGCCCGCCUGGCCAACAUCAGGCCCCUGAGCUACUACAGGGGCCUCGGGCUCGACACCACCUACACGGGCGUUGACCGCAAACAGGUCAACGCCCGUCGUAGGAUGGACCUGGGGCUCCGGACGACGGACCCCAACUACCUCAGGGAUGUCUACAAGGACACCACCUCGGAGAGAACGCGGGCGCAACGGCUUGCCGCCAAGGAGGACGGAGAAGACAAGAGGAAGAGGAGGAAGAAGAACGAGAAGAAGGAGGAGAAGGAGUGA